This is a messenger RNA of Penaeus vannamei (Pacific white shrimp), 1042 nucleotides long. NCBI's taxonomy places the organism in Eukaryota, Metazoa, Arthropoda, Malacostraca, Decapoda, Penaeidae. The record is from RefSeq and is a predicted model, not a curated record.
CCUACACAAGAGAUAACGAUGUACAUAUAUCAAUGCGUUUCAAACCUGCCCCGUCAGUGUGUCUGACGCCAGUCGGGUCGCAACCAUGAACAACAAUCUGUGGCUGUGCGUGGCUGCGGCGCUCCUAGGCUUCGUGCGGGCAGCGCCCCGGGUAGAACGCCCCUUGGUGGAGGUGGCACAGGGGAAGGUUCUCGGGGAGGCGCGGCAGGACCACGGGGUAUCCUACCUGGCCUUCGAGGGGAUUCCUUUCGCCAGGCCUCCUACGCGCUCUCUGCGGUUCAAGGACCCAGAGCCGGCCGAGGCGUGGGAGGGGGAGCUGGACGCGUCGAGCCUCCCGCCGCCGUGCGCGCAGUUCGUCCUCGGGGGGCGGGAGGACUGCCUCUACCUCAACGUCUACGCGCCUCAGAAUGCCCUGGACGCAGAAAAACCCUUGCCCGUUAUGGUGUUCAUCCACGGCGGCGGCUUCUACAUGGGCGCCGCCCUGAACAACCAUGGGUUCCAACCCAUGGUGGCGAAGGGCGUCAUCGUGGUGGCCAUGCAGUACCGCCUUGGUGUUCUUGGGUUCCUGUCAACGGAGGACCCAGUUGCCCCGGGGAACCUUGGACUCAAGGAUCAAACCCUCGCCCUCCGCUGGAUCAAGGACAAUAUCGCGUUCUUCGGCGGAGACAGCGACAGGAUCACCCUCUACGGAGGCAGCGCCGGCGCGGCGUCAGUCCACUACCAGAUGCUUGCGCCCGCCGCGGCAGACGUGUCCCACGGCGACAACAAGCAGUACAAUACUCAGCCCGGCUACGGCAAGCUCAACACCACGGGCGACAUCAUCGUCGGAGACUUCAUAACCAGCACGUGGACCAACUUCGCCAAGACAAUGAACCCGACACCCGACGACUCCCUGGCACUCACCUGGGAGACGGCCACUUCCGAGAACCUGAGGCACCUGGCCAUCACCCCGGCACCGGCCAUGGAGGACGACCAGCGAGCCGUGAACAGGGCCUUCUGGCGAACUCUACCGCUCAGACUCAAUGGGCUCAUGAACGAGUAG